AGAGAGAGAGAGAGAGAGAGGAGACAGCUCACACUUUCUGGAUGAUUUUUCACCAAGUGGGCAUUUCUGCCGAGACCUGUUUUAAGAAGCGGAGCAGAGGAGCGCGUGCGUGGAUCCUCGCGCUCACAGCAGGCAGGCUGAUGGAUGGAGAGGGAGAUCAGAGGGAUCAGCAUGAGGAGCGCUUAAAGGAAGUGUUUCUAAGUUUUGAUGGAAGCGGUGCUGGUUCACUGAGCCCAGAGGAGCUAACCGAGCUCUGUCACUCUCUACAGCUGACUGACCAAGCACUACAGACACUGAUACACAGACUAUUCGACACACAGGACCAACUAAACUUGCGGGUUGAAUUCGAGCAAUUUAGGGACGCUUUGAUUCUGGUGCUUUCCUCCAACGAUGAGACGCUAGCUAAAGAAAACCCUCCUCGUCCAGUCUCCCCAGAGGUGCAGCCUCGCUUUGUAAAGGGCACUAAGCGCUAUGGACGUCGGUCCACGCCAGAGUACACACAGACUGUCCCUGAUCUUGCUCACACACCGUCGGUGGAGAAAGAGAGGGAUGAAGCCACAAGGAGCAGCGAUGGGACAUUGCCUGUUAAGCGUGAGCGCUGGAAUGCUGAUGUGAGCAGUUCAGAGGAAUAUGAAGCAGAAGGUCAACUGCACCUGUGGAAUCCUGAUGAGCCGGGAACACCACGGGGUAGCAUGGCACCCCUUAGUGACCAAGAGGAGAGACUUUCCAGCAUUUGUGAGCAGCUUUCACUGGACCUGCAUAGCACAGCUACCAUACAACAAUUACGCAUGCUUUGCCAGCACCUUGGCCUAGAGGUCGAAGAGGAUGUCUUUCAGUCUGCAGAUGAGGAGAAUGUUAGUGUGCAGGAGUUUUUAUCUUGCAUCCAAACCAACAGCAAACCACCUACUCCUUCUGCCUCAACACCUUACAGGCAGCUAAAGAGACACCACUCUACACAGCCGUUUGAUGAGAUGGGACGCAGGAUCGCAUCUGUGAAGAGCAGUACAAUUGGACUGCGGUUGUUUUCUGAAUUAGAUGAUGGAACAGGACACACAGCAGUGGAGUUGCUCCUGGACGCAUGGCUAGAAGAGGGUGUAGAGAACGGCUCUGAAAUCCUGCAGGCUCUGGAUUUUAGCCUGGGUGGAAAGGUGAAUCUGAGUGAACUGACUGCAGCUUUGGAGAACGAGCUUAUGGUCACAAAGAACUCCAUCCACCAAGCUGCACUGGCGAGCUUUAAGGCUGAGAUCAGAUGCCUCCUUGAGCGGGUGGAUCUGGAACUCCGGCAGAAAGAGAAGCUUCACUCAGAUUUGGAAAAAGCAGAGAAACUCAAGUCCCAGCUGGCCUCUGAGGUAGACGAGCAUCAUUCCACCAUCGAACGCAUCAAUGAUCUUAACCUGCGGAAGCUGGAGCAGGAACAUAAAGAUCGUGUGGUGUCUCUGAGGGCGGACCUGUGCAAAGAGGUGGAGCUUGUACAGCAACAAGCCAAUCAGCAGAGAGAAGAACUGGAACAGGAAAUGAGUAGGAUCAGAGAGGAUGAGACCUACCUCAGAGAACACCUCACUCUGACUGUUAAAGAAAACAGGCGUUUGGAGGCAGAGCUGCUGGACAGCACAGAGCGAUUGAUUGAAGCAGAUGCUCAGAUUAAUAAACUGCAAAAGAACUUGGACAAUGUCCUCAGGGAGAAGUUUGGUGAUUUGGACCUGAGCAAUGCUGAGUUCUAUCAGCACGAAGAACGUCUCAGACAGCUGCGCAACAGCUAUGAGGAGCAGUGUCGGGAACUGCAAGAUCGUAUAGAUGAGUUGCAGGCUCAGUUGGAGGAUUUUCGUGCUUUAAGCCGAGCCCCGCAGACCUCCCUCAUGCCCCCUCUGUCUGAUGAGCUGGAAAGCAAGAGUCCCGGCAUGGAGUCAGACCAAGGCCUAGGUUCUGAAGACGGGCAACCCUUUAACAUGAGUCUGGAGGCAGAGAUGAUGCUGGAGCAAUUGAAAGAGCAACAUUGCAGAGAACUGGAAGAUAUAAGAACGCAGCUAGAUUCCACGGUGAACAAGUGUGAGCACAGGCUGGAAGAACAGAAGAGCUCUAUUGAGGAGGAGAGGAGUCUGCUCUCCUUACAGCACCAACAGGAGAUAAAGGGUAUCAGGGAAGAACUGAAUGAAGCUCUGAAGCAAGCUCGAGAUUUGCAAGAACAACUGGAGCAGGAAAGACGCAAUAUGGAGGCUCAGCAAAGUGUAGAACGUGCUGAACUCCAUGCUGUUUACCAGCAGAAAGUUGGUUCUCUUAGCCAGGAGCUACAGAAUGCCAGAACCCAUGCACUGAACCUGGAAGAGCAGCUCAGGGUGCUGGAGGAGCAAGAAAGGGCAGUGGAGGAAAGCAGAUUGAGGGAGAUGGAAGAGCUGAGCAGGACUCACGCAGAGGAGCUUUGUCGAAUGGAACUGCACUACAAGGAGGCACUCGAGACCAGUCUGCAGAGGCAGAAGGAGGAGGCAGAGAGGUCGCUCUCAGAUGAGUUGGAGAAUGAAAGGCAGCAUCUGAAAGAAGUUUAUGAGGAGGUGCUGAGGGUUCGAUUAGAGGAGGUACAACAGAGAGCUGAGCAGGAACGGACAGAAUUGGAGAGAAGCCUCAGGGAAGAGUUUGAGAGCGACAAGCAGAAGCUAGAGGAAAACAAUAGAAAAAAGCUUGAGCAGGAGCUGGAACGUUUGGAAAAAGGGCAAGAAGAAAGCAGUAAGAGGCUCAGAGAACAUUGGGAAAAGGAGCGUAACCUUCUACAGAAACAACAUUAUGCUGAGCUGCAGAAGUGUUUACAGCAGGAAAGGGAGCGACUGCAGGCCCAGGAGCAAGACGAGGAGCAAAGAAGGAUGGAGUGGGAAAGAGAGCGGGUUCUACUACAUAAGCAGAAUGAGGAGGUGCUGCAGGCCAGGCUAGAGGAGCAGAGGGCACAGCUGCAGGCACAGAAAGAAGAGGAGAAAAGAGUGUGGCAGAAAGUACUGGAAGAUCAACAGGGCCAAAGUGAAGAGACGCACAGGGAGGCCAUGAGUGAGUUGAGUGCGAAACACACUGAAGAGAGAGAGAGGCUGAGCUGUAUGCUGGAGAAACUACACGCCGACAUUGUCAAGGAAAGGAGUGAAGCUGGACGUCUAGCUGAAGAAAACCUUCUUUUAAGACAGAAUAUCUCAGAGCUGAGAGAAGAGGACCUGAAAGAAAAGCAACAGGAGCUGCUACUAAAAGUGGAACACCUUCGGAAGGAGAAAAACGCUGCCCAGAAGAUGGCUAAUGGUUUAAAGAGGCAGAUUUCUGAGCUUCGCCGUCGUGGGAAGCAGCGAGAGGAAGAAAACAAUGUUUUGUCACAGCAGAGUGGAAAACAUGCACUUGGUGUCGACGCACUACAACAUACGCUUGAGGAAGUGAUGCUCCAUCAUGGAAAAGGUUUUCCAUCAUGGGAAAAGGUUGAGAUCGAAGAAGGAGGUUUUGCCUCACCUGUUGGCAGAACGGAAAAGCUGGAAGAAGAGAAGAAGCUUCUCCGAGCAGAACUUAACCGCUGUGUGGAAAAGAUGGCUCAGCUGCGCACAGCAGAAACGCAACUGGCUCAACUCUUACACGAAAGACAGCUGGCGGACAAACAUAACCAAGCAUUACGUACACAAAUGAUGAAGGCACAGGAGUCGGUCCAAGCACUAGAUUUUACACUCCAGGGGCUGACUCAGCAGAACGCUCGUUUGAAAUCAGACCUGCGCAUCACGCAACAAGAGCGGGAUGCUCUGAAACAGGAAGUGAUCUCACUGCAUAAACAGCUGCAGAAUGCCAAUGAAAAGUGUCGUCUGUUGGAGAAAUCUGGUGUCCCACUUAGCUCGCACCAAGGAAAGCGUGUGUGGGCAGAGCUGUCUGGACUGAUGGAGGCAGAGCUGAGUGUGCUGCGUGAAGAAAAUCAGAGGCUGCAUCGAGAGAUUAAUGAUGCACGACUGGAGCUCAGCUCUGCACGGGAGAAGGCUCGACAUUUGGAGGCACUGGUGUUGAGUUUGAAACAGCAGAAGCAGCAGAACCAAGCAAGCCUAGCCAAGACAGCAGAGCAGGAGCGAUCUGCUCUCAAACGAGAGUUAGAGGCUCUGCAAACACAACUACACAAUAAGUUGUGUGACAGCAGUGAAGAGCAGAGAGAAAUUGAGAAUCUUCAUGAUGAGAAUGAGAGACUGAGGAACAGACAGACGGUACUUGAAUCCCAACUGAUGGAGGCCCAGGUUAUAGCCAUGUUACCACCAUCACCACAGCGAUCGUCAGCAGAGCGAAGAGGACAGUGCCAUGGAGAUGAGAUGAACCCAGACAUCAAUAAAGAAAAGGCGCUGUUUAAGAUGGAGGAAAGGAUGAAGGAGGUGGAGCUCAAGCUCCGAAAUGUCAAACUGUUGUUGCAAGAGAAGGUUUCCCAGCUGAAGGAACAGCUAAAUAAAAACAGUAAAUCAGAUGUGUUGAUCAAGGAUCUUUAUGUGGAGAAUUCUCAGCUACUGAAGGCUCUUGAAGUGAGUGAGCAGAGGCAGAAGGUGGCAGAAAAGAGGAAUUACCUCCUGGAGGAGAAAAUCUCCAGCCUCAAUAAGAUCGUUCGUGAGCUCAGUCCUUCGCCGCUAAUGCCAGUGCCAUACCACAUGACCCGCUCAUAAUAAUCCAGUUUAUGGUUUUUAAAUUUAAGUUAUUUUUAUUUUAUUAAAAUGACUGUUAAAGGGUAAUGUUUUCAAAUAAAACCCUCACUCUUGCAUGACCUAAAAACUAAUGAAAAGCACACUUUGUGUAUUCAGAUUAUCUGCUUUGGCCUAGAAGUAUUUUUUGGUGCAUAUUUUUAUAUUCCUGCUGGGGGGAAAAGAUAAUUUACCUGAAAGUAUUAAAUCUGCUAUUUCUAAGAGCAAAAUUAUUUUUGCUUCCUAAAAGAUGCAGGUUGUGAUUUAUAGAGUGGUUGCCAUGGAAACACCGACCCCACCCUUUGUGUUGAAAGUGUCUCUCUUGUGACUUGGCUUUGAGAAAAACAUGCACAGCUGAGCAGCUCCAUUCUGGCUGGGGAUAAAUUGUGUUCAGCAAAUACACAGGACCUCGACAGUAAUAGUGUGAAAAUCAGUUUUUCUAAGGUUUUUUAUUUUUAUUUUGAAUGUGGUCAGGUAUACACACCCUACACCAUUAAAAACAAACUUUGGUAAACAUCAUUUAGGCAUAAAUAUGAAUCGACAUCAAUUUAAUAGAGUGAAAUUAAAUUGUUUAUACUUUAACAAAUACCAGAGCAGUAUUUAUUUAUUAUUUUACAUCAGAGAGGCAUCAUUCCAGCACCCUAUUUGCACAGAAUACAGAAGCUUGAAGUCUUUCUCUGAUUUCAAACAUAAAUUACAGAAAAGAAAAAAGAGGAAAAAAACAUGCUGGGCACAAACAUGCUUUAUUGCAAAUUAUAAAAGCGGUUACUUGGCCUACAUAACACCACAACAUUUAAUGUUUCUCUAGCAUAGUUUUAAGAAUGGGAAUGACUUUGUGCUCACCUGUAUUCUUACUAAUAAUUUUUUUUUUUUUUUCAUUUUAACUGUGUCUUUUCCUGUUUGUACCGUAUAUAGUGUUGUUACAUAUGAAUUCCCUAAGGCAGCACGGUGUUGUAGUUAUUAGCACUGUGGCCCCGCACCUUUGGGGUCAAGGGUUUGAUUCCCACCUCAGGUUUGAGUGCAUGGAGUUUGUGUUCUCCCUGUGCUUGGUGUGUUUCCACCAGAUACUCUGGUCUCUACUAACUCUAACAGUACUCUCACUAACUGGAAAUCCCAGGUUGAGAAUGAGUGUGCGUGCGCAGUAUGCGAUAAAUUAAGACCCUGUCCAGUGUGCACCCUGCCUUAUGCCUGAAGUCUUCUGGGGUAUGUUCCAGUUAUAAUGAGAUGUCGGUGGGCGCAAACAGUGUUUGAUUAAAACAUCAAUGUGCACUUUCUCUAGAAGCAAUAUGGAAAUAUUCUACAUUAAAGUUUUGUUUGUUUUUUCUUCCAUGAGCAGUAUUUGUUUUACUUUUCUGCAAAUUAUUGCUUUUGGUUAAAACCUGUCUCUUAGGUUCAACUUCAGCAGUGAUUAUUGUGUGUGUAUAUACAUUUUUUGUAAAUGAAUUGUAUAGGCUAUCUUUGUGUUGAUUUAAAGUAUUACAAUUUCCAUUUUAUUUAAUUGUAUAAAAAUAUGGGGGCCUUUUUUUUUUUUUUUUUGUCCUUUUUAGCAUUUUUAUGAAGUUGGGGGGGUUUGGUCGCCCAAAGGAGACAAGAAAUGAGAAAUCUGGCAGAGAAGGUAAGCCUGUAAUAAAACAGCGUGAUGCUGAGACAGGAAGUAUUUGUAUUACAAUUCCUGAGGUGUUGCUGUUUAGCAGAACCAAAGAGAUUUUCCCACUGUCACUGGCCCAGUUAACAAUGUCCAGAUUGUCCAGACUCUCUACCUGACAAGAGCUGCUAUUAGCCAGCCAAGUGACUGACAAUGUGCUGGGGAUUUGUAUUUAUAUGAAGCAGUAAAAUAGUUUUUAGAGAA
This is a messenger RNA of Clarias gariepinus (North African catfish), 6507 nucleotides long. RefSeq names its product ninein (GSK3B interacting protein) (gene nin). The record is from RefSeq and is a predicted model, not a curated record. Gene Ontology annotation, cellular component: pericentriolar material; centriole; mitotic spindle pole. Gene Ontology annotation, molecular function: calcium ion binding. Bases 42 to 4643 code for a protein of 1533 amino acids. The transcript has 28 exons. Gene Ontology annotation, biological process: microtubule anchoring at centrosome; centrosome-templated microtubule nucleation; centrosome localization. NCBI's taxonomy places the organism in Eukaryota, Metazoa, Chordata, Actinopteri, Siluriformes, Clariidae.